Oreochromis aureus is the source of this 874-nucleotide messenger RNA. RefSeq names its product natriuretic peptide B (gene nppb). Bases 23 to 715 code for a protein of 230 amino acids. The transcript is spliced from 3 exons. The record is from RefSeq and is a predicted model, not a curated record. Gene Ontology annotation, biological process: receptor guanylyl cyclase signaling pathway; cGMP biosynthetic process; negative regulation of systemic arterial blood pressure. Gene Ontology annotation, cellular component: cytoplasm; extracellular region; nucleus. Lineage: Eukaryota; Metazoa; Chordata; Actinopteri; Cichliformes; Cichlidae. Gene Ontology annotation, molecular function: hormone receptor binding; hormone activity.
UGAGGUGGGAAGGCUCUGGAGAAUGUUUCUCAAGCAAAGUAGCAUAUGGAAGCAGCUAUGUCAUAAGAAUACUAGCAUACAAUGCUUUAAAAGGAGCAUUUUCCGACAGCUCGUGUUAUCAGAAUUAGGUGUCAGGCAUGCCGGUCCAAUUCCUGGCAUACCUAUGUGUGUUAACCUUAAGUAUAAAAGAGAGUGCUGCUGUUGGCUCCGGCAUCCAAACACCUACAAGUCAAAGAAGAAAAAGAGAAUUUAUCCAUUCAUCCAACUACUAACACGAACAGCAGCAACUCAGAGCAUCAUGCGUCUGUCUUCUAUGUGGCUCUGUAGCCUCCUUCUCAUUUUAAAGCUGCAGCUGACUAGCACGUAUCCCAUCAGUACUGGCUUGACUGACACUGACAUGGACAUCUUGAAGGUGCUCCUCAGCAGACUGGAGGAGUCUGUUUCAGAACAAAUGGCAGUGGACCAAAGUGCCCCUGGACAGAGGGAUCUUCUAGACAGCCUGAGCACAGAGGACGCAGGAGAUGGACCUCAGCCAGACGCUGGACUAGAUGAAGCUGAAAUCCGGGAGUUUCUUUCAGCCAAGAACCUCAAGAGUGUCCGCAAUGAUUCAUCUAGGAGAUCUUCUGGUUGCUUUGGGCGACGGAUGGACAGAAUAGGCUCCAUGAGCUCUCUGGGUUGCAACACUGUGGGAAGAUACAAUCCAAAGCAAAGAUGAAGUCUUACCAUCUAAAUUCCAAAACUGCAACGUCUCUACACAAAGAUACUUUUAUUUAAAGGCUAUUUAUUUACUAAUAUUUAUUAAAUACUGUUGCUCAGCAGAAUAUUUAAAAAAAAUUGAACCAAAACUGUUCCUUGUGUACUGUUGAAUGUUUUA